This is a messenger RNA of Coffea eugenioides, 1106 nucleotides long. Its product is annotated as cytochrome P450 71A1-like. The record is from RefSeq and is a predicted model, not a curated record. NCBI's taxonomy places the organism in Eukaryota, Viridiplantae, Streptophyta, Magnoliopsida, Gentianales, Rubiaceae. Gene Ontology annotation, molecular function: iron ion binding; heme binding; oxidoreductase activity, acting on paired donors, with incorporation or reduction of molecular oxygen. The transcript has 3 exons. The coding region runs from base 1 to 957 and encodes 318 amino acids.
AUGUUGGUUGCCUUCUAUUUCUCUGAUUAUUUUCCUACAAUUGGUUGGCUGGAUAAAUACACUGGGAUGCUAUCUCGACUGGAGAAAGUUUUCAACAAGCUUGAUUUGUUCUACCAAGAACUCAUUGAUGAGCACCUAGAUCCAAAUAGGCCAACGUCAAUGGAUGGAGACAUUAUUGAUCUCUUGAUUCAAUUACAGAAGGACAGAUCAACUCCGUUUGAUCUGACUCUGGAUCACAUCAAGGCCACGCUUAUGCUAGUUAAUGCUGAGGAAUAUAUUGAGGGACAGUUUACUGGAAAUCUUGGAGAGAUUCUUGAUCAGAUUUUCAAAAAACAACUGCAGAACGUAUUUUUGGCCGGGUCAGAAACUUCAGCAGGUGCAGUAAUCUGGGCAAUGACAGCCCUUAUCAAGAACCCUACGGCACUGGAAAAAGCUCAAAACGAAAUCCAAGAGGUGCUUGGAGAGAAAAAAAUGAUAGAGGAAGAUGAUACUCAAAAGCUUCCCUAUCUCAAAGCAAUCAUCAAGGAGACCAUGAGAUUGUACCCAGUUGCUCCUCUUUUAGUCCCAAAAUACACAAUGGAAAGUUGCAUCCUAGACGGGUAUGAGAUCCAGCCCAAGACUACCGUUUACGUGAAUGCUUGGGCAAUUGGAAGAGAUCCUGAGUACUGGGAAAAUCCACAUGAGUUCUUGCCUGAGAGAUUCUUGAAUAGUACUAUAGAUGCAACAGGGAAACACUUUCAAUUCAUACCGUUUGGGGCAGGCAGAAGAAGCUGCCCAGGAUACUACCUGGGAGUAGCAACUGUGGAGCUUGCACUUGCUAAUCUUUUGAACUCAUUCAAUUGGGGAUUGCCUUCUGGAGUGAAGAAAGAGGACAUUGAUACUGAUGUUUUACCUGGUCUUGCUAUGCUUAAGAAAAAUGCCCUGCGACUUGUGGCAAAGAAACGUGUGCCUUUGUAGUGAAAAAAAAAAAACAUGUUAAAUGGGAUCAGAAUGUGUGGUUCAUAUACAAUGUACGGCCAUUUGAGGAAUUCUUGCUGUUUUGGUCUUCAAUUUGGUAUCAUCAGAUUUGAAAUGAAAGAGUUUAAUAUGUUGAAACAAAUUUUUAA